UCCGAUUUUUACACCUGUGUUUUAAAUUACUGUUUAUUGUUUUAUGUUUCCUUUUUAGUUUCUGACCUGUCUGUUUUCCUGCACCUUUUGUCACUUCCACCACCACUUAGUAGAGAGAAAAGAAAAACGCACAAAACCAGACACAAACACUGCUGUUACAGAAUCUAGUAAACUAGUUUUCAGAACAACAUAAAAACAAUAACCAUAGCAAGGAGUUUGGUUGAAUCAGUUACCAUUUUCAUCUGAACAUGGUUUGUUCAGUGCAUCUGCUUCCACUUCUCUUCCUCCUCCUCCUGGCUUUGCUCUUGAAUCCAACAUGUGUCUGUGGCAAUGACGAGCUUAGAGCUCUGAUGGACCUGAAAUCCAGUUUGGAUCCAGAGGGGCGAUUUCUGUCCUCAUGGACCAUGGAUGGCAACCCCUGUGGUGGUUACUUUGAGGGAGUCGCUUGCAAUGAGAAGGGUCAGGUGGCAAAUGUUUCUUUGCAGGGGAAAGGCCUUUCUGGGAGGCUUUCACCGGCCAUUGGUGGACUUAAGCACUUGACAGGACUCUACUUGCAUUACAAUUCUUUGUAUGGGGAGAUUCCAAGGGAAGUUGCAAACUUGACUGAGCUCAGUGACUUGUACCUGAAUGUCAAUCAUCUUUCUGGUGAAAUCCGACCUGAGAUUGGCAAGAUGGAGAAGCUUCAAGUUUUACAGCUCUGUUAUAAUCAGUUAACAGGAAGCAUACCUACACAGCUUGGCGAUUUGAAAAAGCUCAGUGUUCUUGCUCUUCAGUCAAACCAGUUGGCUGGAGCUAUCCCUGCUACCCUAGGAGAUUUGGAAAUAUUGACGAGGCUAGAUUUGAGUUCUAAUAAUCUCUUUGGUUCCAUUCCCACUAAACUAGCCAAUCUUCCUUCACUGCAAGUUCUGGAUGUUCACAACAACACUCUCUCUGGGAAUGUACCUACCGCUUUGAAGAGACUAGAGAAUGGAUUUGUGUAUGAAAACAAUGUGGGGUUAUGUGGAGUUGGGUUUUCAUCCUUGAAAGCUUGCACUGCUUCAAAUAAUGUUAAUCUCACUCGACCUGAACCUUAUGGAGCAGGAGUUGGAAGUAUCUCUAGAGAUAUCCCAGAAACUGCUAAUGUAAAGUUGCCUUGCAAUACAACUCAUUGCCAAAAUCCAUCUAAAUCCAAACAAGCCACAUCUAUCACAGUUGGCAUUGUUCUAGUAACAAUUGCAGUAUCAGCAAUUGGUGUUUUGACCUUCACCGUGUAUAGGCGGCGGAAACAAAAGCUUGGAAGUGCCUUUGAUACUUCUGAAGGCCGACUAAGUACAGAUCAAGCCAAGACUAUAUACAGGAAAAAUGGAUCUCCUUUGGUUAGCCUUGAGUAUUCUAAUGGGUGGGACCCUUUGGCUGAUAGCAGGAAUUUCAACGGGGAUAAGCAAGAUUUGUUCCAGAGUUUCAGGUUCAACUUGGAAGAAGUGGAGUCAGCUACUCAGUAUUUCUCAGAGUUGAAUCUGUUGGGGAAGAGCAACUUUAGUGCUACAUAUAAAGGGGUUUUGAGAGAUGGAUCUGCUGUUGCUAUCAAGAGCAUCAGUAAAACUAGUUGCAAAUCAGAUGAAGCUGAGUUUUUGAAGGGAUUGAACAUUUUGACCUCGCUGAGAAAUGAACAUUUAGUGAGGUUGAGAGGAUUUUGUUGUUCAAGGGGACGAGGAGAAUGCUUUCUGGUCUAUGAUUUUGUUCCUAAUGGAAACCUUACACGCUACCUUGAUGUGAAGGAAGGUGAUGGAGAAGUUCUUGAAUGGUCAACUAGAAUUUCUAUUGUGAAAGGAAUUGCUAAAGGUAUAGCAUAUUUACAUGCACACAAAUCAAACAAACCAGCCCUUGUUCACCAAAACAUCUCAGCUGAGAAAGUGCUACUCGAUCGGCGGUACAACCCGAUGCUUUCAGAUUCCGGCCUGUACAAGCUUCUCACCAAUGACAUUGUCUUCUCUGCACUAAAGGGUAGUGCAGCAAAGGGAUACUUGGCUCCAGAAUACACCACAACCGGCCGGUUCACGGAGAAAAGUGAUGUUUAUGCAUUUGGAGUGCUUCUUUUCCAGAUUAUCACAGGGAAACAGAAGAUCACAAGUGCAAUGCGCCUUGCGGCAGAGUCCUUUACAUUCCAAGAAUUUAUUGACCCGAAUUUGCGUGGCAAGUUCUUUGAAUAUGAGGCAGCUAAACUAGCCAAAAUGGCUUUACUUUGCUCCCAUGAAUCUCAGUUUGAGAGGCCAAGCAUGGAAGCCAUUGUUCAAGAACUGGGGAAUUGUAGUAGCUUUUCUGACCUUUACCAUUUUCAUCUGAUCAUGGUUUGUUCAGUGCAUCUGCUUCCACUUCUCUUCCUCCUCCUCCUGGCUUUGCUCUUGAAUCCAACAUGUGUCUGUGGCAAUGACGAGCUUAGAGCUCUGAUGGACCUGAAAUCCAGUUUGGAUCCAGAGGGGCGAUUUCUGUCCUCAUGGACCAUGGAUGGCAACCCCUGUGGUGGUUACUUUGAGGGAGUCGCUUGCAAUGAGAAGGGUCAGGUGGCAAAUGUUUCUUUGCAGGGGAAAGGCCUUUCUGGGAGGCUUUCACCGGCCAUUGGUGGACUUAAGCACUUGACAGGACUCUACUUGCAUUACAAUUCUUUGUAUGGGGAGAUUCCAAGGGAAGUUGCAAACUUGACUGAGCUCAGUGACUUGUACCUGAAUGUCAAUCAUCUUUCUGGUGAAAUCCGACCUGAGAUUGGCAAGAUGGAGAAGCUUCAAGUUUUUCAGCUCUGUUAUAAUCAGUUAACAGGAAGCAUACCUACACAGCUUGGCGAUUUGAAAAAGCUCAGUGUUCUUGCUCUUCAGUCAAACCAGUUGGCUGGAGCUAUCCCUGCUACCCUAGGAGAUUUGGAAAUAUUGACGAGGCUAGAUUUGAGUUCUAAUAAUCUCUUUGGUUCCAUUCCCACUAAACUAGCCAAUCUUCCUUCACUGCAAGUUCUGGAUGUUCACAACAACACUCUCUCUGGGAAUGUACCUACCGCUUUGAAGAGACUAGAGAAUGGAUUUGUGUAUGAAAACAAUGUGGGGUUAUGUGGAGUUGGGUUUUCAUCCUUGAAAGCUUGCACUGCUUCAAAUAAUGUUAAUCUCACUCGACCUGAACCUUAUGGAGCAGGAGUUGGAAGUAUCUCUAGAGAUAUCCCAGAAACUGCUAAUGUAAAGUUGCCUUGCAAUACAACUCAUUGCCAAAAUCCAUCUAAAUCCAAACAAGCCACAUCUAUCACAGUUGGCAUUGUUCUAGUAACAAUUGCAGUAUCAGCAAUUGGUGUUUUGACCUUCACCGUGUAUAGGCGGCGGAAACAAAAGCUUGGAAGUGCCUUUGAUACUUCUGAAGGCCGACUAAGUACAGAUCAAGCCAAGACUAUAUACAGGAAAAAUGGAUCUCCUUUGGUUAGCCUUGAGUAUUCUAAUGGGUGGGACCCUUUGGCUGAUAGCAGGAAUUUCAACGGGGAUAAGCAAGAUUUGUUCCAGAGUUUCAGGUUCAACUUGGAAGAAGUGGAGUCAGCUACUCAGUAUUUCUCAGAGUUGAAUCUGUUGGGGAAGAGCAACUUUAGUGCUACAUAUAAAGGGGUUUUGAGAGAUGGAUCUGCUGUUGCUAUCAAGAGCAUCAGUAAAACUAGUUGCAAAUCAGAUGAAGCUGAGUUUUUGAAGGGAUUGAACAUUUUGACCUCGCUGAGAAAUGAACAUUUAGUGAGGUUGAGAGGAUUUUGUUGUUCAAGGGGACGAGGAGAAUGCUUUCUGGUCUAUGAUUUUGUUCCUAAUGGAAACCUUACACGCUACCUUGAUGUGAAGGAAGGUGAUGGAGAAGUUCUUGAAUGGUCAACUAGAAUUUCUAUUGUGAAAGGAAUUGCUAAAGGUAUAGCAUAUUUACAUGCACACAAAUCAAACAAACCAGCCCUUGUUCACCAAAACAUCUCAGCUGAGAAAGUGCUACUCGAUCGGCGGUACAACCCGAUGCUUUCAGAUUCCGGCCUGUACAAGCUUCUCACCAAUGACAUUGUCUUCUCUGCACUAAAGGGUAGUGCAGCAAAGGGAUACUUGGCUCCAGAAUACACCACAACCGGCCGGUUCACGGAGAAAAGUGAUGUUUAUGCAUUUGGAGUGCUUCUUUUCCAGAUUAUCACAGGGAAACAGAAGAUCACAAGUGCAAUGCGCCUUGCGGCAGAGUCCUUUACAUUCCAAGAAUUUAUUGACCCGAAUUUGCGUGGCAAGUUCUUUGAAUAUGAGGCAGCUAAACUAGCCAAAAUGGCUUUACUUUGCUCCCAUGAAUCUCAGUUUGAGAGGCCAAGCAUGGAAGCCAUUGUUCAAGAACUGGGGAAUUGUAGUAGCUGUCUUUGAUUUGAGUUUUACUUGAAUUAGUUUAACCAUCAACACCACAUCAGUUUUCUAGUGUUUGGCCACUUGUUCAUGGUCAUGGUAAUGGUGAUGGUGACCCUUUAAGGCGUGACAUGUUUCUGUGUCCUUAACAUAGGACUAGCUUUUCUGUGAAUGCCUUGGACUUUGGUUGUAGUCUAGGUAAGUGAUUUAUAUCACUAUUUCUAUUCAUUUCAGCCAUAUAUUCUCUCUAAUAGUCUGCAAUUGUGGUUUUUCCUUUUCUUUUGGGUUUUGUGGUUAAUGCCCUUUUGUUUUAAUCACCUUUUUCCAACCAACCAUGGACAAAAAGCAAAAGCAAUAUAGAAAUGAACUGUCAUGAAUGCAAUGCAUCAAAUUCCCUAGUGCUACAACACUUUAUUGCUGCUAUUAGCACUUUGUAAAGCAUCCAUUCCUUUUUUGGAUUAUGGAAUGCUGAUUUGAGAUUAUUACUUUGUGGCUUCUUUUA
This is a messenger RNA of Vigna umbellata (rice bean), 4860 nucleotides long. Lineage: Eukaryota; Viridiplantae; Streptophyta; Magnoliopsida; Fabales; Fabaceae. The record is from RefSeq and is a predicted model, not a curated record.